AUGAACAUCAUAAAAGUAGAUAUAGAUAAGAGUUGGAUCUCAAGGCCACGAGGUAGUGUCGAAUACAAGGCCGGGUUGAACAAAUUUUUGGAUUUCGCAUUUGCGAAUGCAUCCUCCGAUGGGAUGAUACAUUGUCCAUGUCCUUCGUGUGGGUUCCGGCUAUUCCAAACUAGAGAGGAUGCAUACGAUCACUUGCUGUUAAAACCGUUUCCUGCUAAGUAUACGUUUUGGUUACAUCACGGGGAGAGACGCGUAGGAGAGAGUUCUACUGAGACACAAGAAACUGACCCUAGUAGCGUCUACCGAGAUCCAAUGCGCGACAUGGUUCGUGAGGCAUUCAACUUUCCAGGUUCUGUUGUUGAUGAAGAUGACUCGAGCAACGAAGAUUUUGAGGGGGAUGCCGAAGAGUUGCCUUAUUUGUACAGUGAACUUAGUCAGGUGGCCCAUCAUUUUGAUGAGCUGCUUGAGGAUGGAGAGCAGGAAUUGUAUCCGGGUUGUGCAAAAUUCUUGAAGUUGGCUUUCUUGGUCAGGCUAUACCAUAUAAAGUGCAUGUGCGACAUGAGCAACAAGGCAUUUGGAAUGAUACUAGAGUUACUGUGUGAGGCCUUUGAGCAUGCAGAGAUUCCGAUUUCACUGCACGAUGCCAAUAGGAUCAUACGAAAGCUCGGUAUUGCGUACAAGAAGAUAGAUGUAUGUUCGAAUGACUGCAUUCUAUAUCAGAGCAGCGAUCAAGAACUGUCUAGGUGCAAGAUAUGUGGGACCUCGAGAUGGAAGCAAAAGACUAGGAGGAAUUCCAUUGUCCAGAUCAAUGUGGUUGCUAAGAAGAAUGGGAAGCCGCAGGCAGCGAAGGUUCUUCGUUACUUUCCCCUUGUUCCACGACUGCAGCGGAUGUUCAUGUCCAGUAAGACAUCUUUUGACAUGUUGUGGCACAAGAAAGGUCCUAACUCGGAUGAUUUUUUAAGGCAUCCACGAGACGGAGAGGCAUGUAAGGCAUUUGAUAGAAGAUAUACUCACUUCAGUGGCGAUCCACGCAGCGUUCGCUUAGCCUUAGCUAGCGAUGGCUUUAAUCCCUUCGGAAAUCUCAGCUCAAGGUACUCGAUCUGGCCCGUGAUUCUCAUCCCCUACAACCUGCCCCCAUGGAGUUGUAUGAGACCCAGCUCUUUCUUGCUGUCUAUGAUUAUCCCCGGUCCCAAGAUGCCUGGUAAUGACAUAGAUGUCUACUUACAACUGUUGAUAGAUCAGUUGAAGCAGCUGUGGGGUGGUGUUGAUACGUAUGACGCUAGCGAGAAAAAAACAUUCAAGCUGCAUGCUACGUUGAUGUGGACAAUUAGCAAUUUUCCAGGGUUGGACAACUUAUCUGGGUAG
Molecule: messenger RNA, 1365 nt
Organism: Arachis stenosperma
Lineage: Eukaryota; Viridiplantae; Streptophyta; Magnoliopsida; Fabales; Fabaceae
Exons: 1
Coding region: 1-1365 (454 amino acids)
Source: RefSeq, a predicted model, not a curated record